Pipistrellus kuhlii (Kuhl's pipistrelle) is the source of this 1638-nucleotide messenger RNA. RefSeq names its product zinc finger protein 239-like. Bases 311 to 1480 code for a protein of 389 amino acids. The record is from RefSeq and is a predicted model, not a curated record. Lineage: Eukaryota; Metazoa; Chordata; Mammalia; Chiroptera; Vespertilionidae. The transcript is spliced from 3 exons.
AGGACAUUGCCCUGUACUUCUCCAGGGAGGAAUGGAGCCUCCUGGAUGAGGGUCAGAGACAGCUGUACCUGAAUGUGAUGCUGGAGAACUUUGAACUUGUAUCCUCGCUGGGUUGAGUUACAUUUUAUCAGUGGUGGCCAGUAUUGUUGUGUUUACAUGUUGCUGCUGUGGAGCAGAGAAUGUGGAGGCACCAACAAAACAGGUUUCAGUAAGAGUGUCUCAGGGAAGGAAUCCCAAGGUAGCCUUGUCUUCCCAGAAGAGCCACCCCUGUGAGAGUUGUGGGCUCACCUUGGGAAACAUAUUCCAUGUGAUGGAGCUUCAAAGAAACAAACAUGGACAGGUACUUUUGAGAUGCGGGGCAUGUGCAGAACAGUUUUACUUUAGUGUAAAAGUUGACAAAAAGCAUGUUCGAGAGAAGACAUUCAUCAGAGGUAUAGACACGAUUUCACAUGGAAACAGUUGUAAUUUUGAUGUGUCCCAGAAUCGUUUUACAAGGAGCAUUGUUUUUCAAUGUCAUCAGAGAGUUCACACAGGAGAAAAGCCUUAUAAGUGCAGUGAAUGUGGAAAAUCUUUUACCAGCAAAAAUUACCUUCAUUGUCAUCAGAGAGUUCACACAGGAGAAAAACCUUAUAAAUGCAGUGAAUGCGGCAAGUCUUUUGCAAGGAGCAUUGUUUUUCAAUAUCAUCAGAGAAUUCACACAGGAGAAAAGCCUUAUAAGUGCAGUGAAUGUUCAAAAUCAUUUACUGGUAGAACUAGUCUCCAGUAUCAUCAGAGAGUUCACAGAGGAGAAAAGCCUUUUCAAUGCAGUGAAUGUGGGAAAACUUUUACCAAUAAUAACAACCUUCAUAGGCAUCAGAGAGUUCACAGAGGAGAAAAGCCUUAUCAAUGCAGUGAAUGUGGAAAGUCUUUUACGGGUAUCAGUGUCCUCAAAUAUCAUCAGAGAGUUCACACAGGAGAAAAGCCUUAUAAGUGCAAUGAAUGUUCAAAGUCGUUUACUAGUAGAAUUGGUCUCCAAUAUCAUCAGAGAGUUCACAGAGGAGAAAAGCCUUAUCAAUGCAGUGAAUGUGGGAAAACUUUUACCAAUAACAGCAACCUUCAUAGUCAUCAGAGAGUUCACACUGGAGAAAAUCUUUGUCAAUGCAUCGAAUGUGGAAAGUCUUUUGCGAGUAGCACUAGUCUCAAAUAUCAUCAGAGAGUUCACACAGGAGAAAAGCCUUAUCAGUGCAGUGAAUGUGGUAAAUAUUUUGUUCGUAGUACUAGCCUUCAUGCUCAUCAGAGAGUUCACACCGCAGAGAAGCCUUAUAAAUGCAGUCAUUGUGGGAAAUGUUUUAGCUGGAGCAGUAGCCUUCAUACUCAUCAGAGAGUUCACACUGGAGAAAAGUAUCACUGCAAUGAAUGUGGCAAAUCUUUUAGAAGUAGAAAUGGUCUUAAAUAUCAUCAUGCAGCUCACAGUGGAGAAAGCCGUGAUGAGUGCAAUUAAUGGGUGAUAUCUCUCCGUCAAAUUUGUAAAUUACCUCUUCACAAAAGAGUCUUGAUGAAAAAAGAUUCUUUUUUUUUUUAAAAUAUAUUUUAUUGAUUUUUUACAGAGAGGAAGGGAGAGAGAUAGAGAGCUAGAAACGUCAAUGAGAGAGAAACAUC